AUGGUAAAUGUGUUGAUAUCUUUGCCAGUUGCUCGAUCUGAUCAGCCGAUUUUCAGCCAUGCAAUCCCACUCGAGGAAGAUCCAAAUCACGUCAAAGGAUCAAGUGGUCGCUGUUGGCUCUUUGCUUUGGCAAAAUGUGACAACUUCGAAAAGGCAGCCUGGUUCCUCGAGCAAAUCGUCGAUACUGGGUAUGAAGAGUUGGGCAGCCAGAUUGCUCAGAACUUUUGUUGGGGAUGUAGGCGAACGAGCAGCGAUACCGGGCCUAUCAGUAAAUAUGGUCUUGUUCCCAAGGCCAAUUAUCCCUACAACUGGAACGCCAUGAACUCGAGUAUUCGAAACUCUGGUUUGAAGACAAAGUUACGCCAAAAAGCACUGACACUGCGCAGGCUAAUUACUGCGUAG
Cordyceps militaris CM01 is the source of this 402-nucleotide messenger RNA. Its product is annotated as cysteine protease, putative. Gene Ontology annotation, cellular component: cytoplasm. Gene Ontology annotation, biological process: response to toxic substance; L-homocysteine catabolic process; proteolysis. The coding region runs from base 1 to 402 and encodes 133 amino acids. The record is from RefSeq and is a predicted model, not a curated record. Lineage: Eukaryota; Fungi; Ascomycota; Sordariomycetes; Hypocreales; Cordycipitaceae. The transcript is spliced from 3 exons. Gene Ontology annotation, molecular function: cysteine-type aminopeptidase activity.